CCGCAUAAGGCACGCCCUACCACUUACAACACUAUGAAUCCAUCUCCACAUUGCCUAUCUCCAGCAUCCCAUUCUUCGACAUAUCAUGAGAGACCCCGCAGCUCGUACUCGUUAAUCAGUCCACAUGUAGCAAAAGUAUCGUAUCAGCCGACGGGAACCGCGUAUAUAUGAAAAGCAUACAUGUCUAGAUAACCCAAUACAAAGCCCCCUCCCCCAUCAAGGACCUCACCCCUCCCAAGAAACCAAUAGAAUAUAAAAAAGGAAGAAGAGCGUGGACAAAAGAAAUGACACAACAACCAUCCUAUCUGAUCCUUGGCGCCGGCGUCUUCGGCGUCUCAACAGCAUACACCCUCAUCCAACAAUACCCGUCCGCGAAAAUAACCCUCGUCGACCGCGACGCAUUCAAUGCCCCUUCACGCGUUGCCGCAUCGUGGGACUGGAACAAAGUCGUGCGCGCAGACUACUCUGACAUCGUCUAUUGCAAACUCGCACUGGAAGCCCAGGACGUCUUCAGAUCAGACCCCCUCUACAAACCCUAUUUCCACGAAUCCGGCAUCUUCUGGGUCUGCAGAGAUGACUACGCAAAAGAAGUCUUGGAGAACUACAAGAAACUGGGGCGGAAAGCGGAUUUGAAAGCCGUGAGCGUGGAAGAGGCUAAGAAGCUAUAUGGCGGCUUGUUCGAAGACGCCGAUUACUCGGGCGGCGUGCAAAACGUGCUCAUCAACCUUACCUCGGGCUGGGCAAAUGCUGGAGACGCACUCAUUGCCGUUACCAAGAAGUGCGUCGAGCUGGGCGUCGAGUAUAUCGUUGGUGAUGUGGAAACAUUGACCUUCGAUUCCAGUGGCGCGGUAUGCACUGGUGUUAAGACGGCAAAGGGCGAUGUGUAUAUCGCCGAUAAAAUCAUCCUCUCGACCGGCGCGUAUACGGCGAGACUGUUGGAGCAAUCUGCCAGGUCGAGCGGGAAGAAGGAUAUCAGCGCCGGAGGGAGGAUUGUCGCGGGGGGGAUCACAACGGGCAUGGCAACGCUGGACGAAGAAUCACAUAAAAGGUUCAAAGAUAUGCCGGUUGGUGUUCAGGGAUACACCGCUUCUACAGGUCCCUUCAUAGGCUCCCUCCCUCCAACCCGCGACCGCGAAUUAAAAUGGUGGGGGCAAAAAAUCUUCAAAAACACCCAAAACGUCCUCGGCACGCCCCUCUCGGCGCCCCCCAACACCCCAGACUACAACCAAUGGAACGUCUCCCCAAAACUCAAACAAGACAUCGACUACGCAAACAAAGUCUUCUACGGUAAAAAAGGCGCGACCUGGAAAAUGGAAAAACACAGAAUCUGCUGGGACGCAUUCACAACAUCCUCAGACUUCAUCAUCUCCCCGCAUCCCUCCUGCCCUUCUUCUCUUUAUGUUGCUACGUGCGGCUCCUUCCACGGAUACAAGUUCUUCCCCGUGCUAGGGAAAUAUAUAGUGCAGAUGAUGCAAGGGGUGCUGGAGCACGAGUUGAAGGACAAGUGGGCGUGGGAUCGCGAACGGCCUGAUGAGAAGCUGAAUCCGGAUUGGCCGCGGUGGGAGAUGAAGGAGCUUGAGGGGGAGAGGGCGAGGCUUUAAUGAAGCGGAAGUGAAGUAAAGUAAAGCGUUAAACCAGAGUAAUAAGGGAAAUGGGAAUCGUGUUUUUUUUUGUUAAUGUAUGGCUUUGCGUAUCGGCUUCCACCCCCUUUGUUUCGGUGCUGGCAUAACUUUUCACUCCAAUUCGGGCAUAUACACUGAUUUUCUUCUUUCCAACUAGAUGAAAAAAUUCAAGAGACUUAAUUGAUACUGACUACAAGGGUUUCCACGUGCGGUAGCUACCCGCGCCCCUUAUCAUCGCUAUUUCACCUUCACGUACAUUAUACAUACAUACAUAUUCCGUUGUAUCCCGUGCGUACCCAACACAGCACACUCCUACUUCAACGCUCAUCUACUCACGUCAUGCUGUUGACGGAAUCUAACUGGUAUCUAGCAAACAGCGUCAUCAUCUCAGUUCAAUUGAUCAUGUCUUCCAACAUGCCUGCCUGUGACAUUUCUGAUCCCGCACGAACACGUAGUGCGUAGCUACGGAACAAACCUGUUUUCUUGGACUAUUGAGUAGUGUAUCGUGUCGUGAAUGGGAAUAAUGUGAUUUAUUGUUGUUGCUGAGUUUUCUGAUUACAGGGUAGUGAUUUAUAUGUUGUGUGCUUGCGCGUAAGUUGUUUUCUUCUUCGAACAAUAGAUUGAAUGAGUUGGUGUGCGUUU
Periconia digitata is the source of this 2264-nucleotide messenger RNA. NCBI's taxonomy places the organism in Eukaryota, Fungi, Ascomycota, Dothideomycetes, Pleosporales, Periconiaceae. The record is from the annotation of a GenBank genome assembly.